Messenger RNA from Myripristis murdjan (pinecone soldierfish), 984 nucleotides. RefSeq names its product monoacylglycerol O-acyltransferase 3b (gene mogat3b). Gene Ontology annotation, molecular function: diacylglycerol O-acyltransferase activity. The record is from RefSeq and is a predicted model, not a curated record. Lineage: Eukaryota; Metazoa; Chordata; Actinopteri; Holocentriformes; Holocentridae. Gene Ontology annotation, biological process: triglyceride biosynthetic process. Bases 4 to 984 code for a protein of 326 amino acids. The transcript is spliced from 7 exons. Gene Ontology annotation, cellular component: endoplasmic reticulum membrane.
GGAAUGAAACGAGAGAAAACUCAGUGGAAGGAUUUUCUAGAGACUAUCAGUGUGCUGCAAUGGGUGCUAUCCUUCCUCCUCCUUGGAGUGUCCUGCAUGAUAUUGCUGGCGUCUCUCAUGUUUACUUCUCUGUGGCCGAUCGCCACAUUGUACUUCAUAUGGCUGGCGAGGGACUGGCAAACGCCUGAAAAAGGGGGCAGAAGAACAACAUAUGUCAGGAAGUGGAGGGUAUGGGAGCACCUCAGAGACUAUUUUCCAAUCAAGCUGGUGAAAACGGCCGAGCUGAAUCCAAACAAGAACUAUAUCCUAGGCUGUCACCCACAUGGCAUCAUGAGCGCUGGAGCCUUCACCUGUUUCAGCACAGACAGCUGCGGCUUUCCUGAGAUGUUUCCUGGGAUUCGACCCACCCUCGCUAUAUUGGCUGGCCUCUUCAAGAUACCUCUCUUCAGGGAUUACAUAAUGAGUGCAGGCCUUUGUCCAGUAAGCAAGCCCAGCCUCAUGCACCUCCUUUCACAGAGCGGCAAAGGCAAUGCAGUGGUGAUCGUGAUUGGAGGUGCUGCAGAGUCUCUGGCGUCGUCUCCUGGAGUCAACACGGUGGUCAUGAAGGAGAGAAAGGGAUUUGUCAGAGUGGCCCUUGAGUUUGGGGCUGACCUGGUGCCUGUUUACUCGUUUGGGGAGAAUGAACUCUUUCGCCAAGUGAUUUUCUCAGAGGGCAGUGUAGGUCGCAAGUUACAGGACCUGUUUAAAAAGAUCAUGGGUUUUGCUCCGUGUUUGUUUGUGGGUGAGCGCCUGGCAUGGCUGCCCUACAGGACCCCUAUCACUGCUGUUGUGGGAAGUCCUAUCUCAGUGCCAAAGCGGGCUUUACCUACAGAGGAGGAGGUGGACCACUUCCAUGGCCUUUAUAUGGAGGCCCUGGCAAAGUUAUUCCAUGAACACAAGGCCAGCUGUGGACUCUCUGAAAGUCAUGAGCUUCGGAUCAUUUAG